GUGUUAUCCUCACCUGGUCCGGCUGGUUUCAUCAGGCGGAGACAAGAAGCUGCAGAAAGGAUGGCUCGCCUCGCGCUUUUCCUCCUCCUGGUUUGGACCGGAUCCCAGCUGGCUGGAGCUUUAGUCUUUGAGAUCCACAUCCGGGCGAUCGAAGGUCGGCCCGUCACUCUGCCGUGCCGCGCGCCCGACGUGGCGGGACCCAUCAAGUACCUGGAGUGGAGCCGGACCGACCAGAAGAUGUCCUACAUCAUCCUGUACCAGGACCAGCACUUCCACCCGGACUUCCAGGACCGGGCCUUCCGGGAGCGAGCCGAGCUGCUGGACAAGGAGAUGAAGGAGGGCCAGGUGUCUCUGGUGCUCAGGAACACCUCGGCGGCCGACAGCGGCGUGUACGAGUGCCGGGUGGUGCAGGCGCUGGGGACCCGCCAGAAGAGAUCGGUUCUGAACGCUGAGCCCGACAUGGUCAUCAAGCUGAGAGUCAGUCCAGAACGUCAAAUCCCUGACGCCGCCGCCGCCGACCGCGCUGAUCCGCAGGAGGUACCAGGAAGAAGACGGCGACGUCCAGCGGUACCUGGCCUUCCUGCUGCCGGUCGUCGCCGUGGCGGUUCCUCUGCUGGCCGUGACCACAUGCAAGUUCUUCAGGUCCUUUCUGAUGAAGAGCUACAGACCCGCCUCCAAGUGACCCAGAGACGAACAACCAGGAGGAAAUGCUGCUGA
Messenger RNA from Poeciliopsis prolifica (blackstripe livebearer), 717 nucleotides. RefSeq lists its product as uncharacterized. Bases 61 to 717 code for a protein of 218 amino acids. NCBI's taxonomy places the organism in Eukaryota, Metazoa, Chordata, Actinopteri, Cyprinodontiformes, Poeciliidae. The record is from RefSeq and is a predicted model, not a curated record. The transcript has 4 exons.